GAAACGGAACGGACUCAUGCGCUCAUGCGAUGCGUUGUCGUCUCAUGCGGUCUAUGCGUGAAACGGAACGCACCCCUAGAGAGAGAAGUAACUCUAACCUAUAUGGGAAUGAAAAAAGCGGGACGUCUUGGAAUUCGAACGUUGAUCAUGCAAAAGAAGGCUAGAAAAACAAGGCGGCAACUUUUAGCGGAAAAGGCAGUGAUGCAACAACAGUUAAUAAAUAAAGCAAAUGCCCUGGCAAACCCUUUGGAAGCUUUGCCAAAAUUCCACAAAUACAUUACAAAGGAUAACGACACAAUCAAGUUUGUUUGUGUUAAGGCAAAGAACGCACAAUCAAAGUGUCUUACUUGGAUCUUGGACAUUAUGGAGAGAAACAUGAAGGAUAUGUAUGAACGAUCCAGUUGGGGCUGGAACAUGACUGAAAAACAAACGGAACUGACAGAAGAUACGGCAUGGUAUCUGGUGGCAUUGUGUGAUGACAAAUUCAUCGGCUUCUCGCAUUUCCGAUUUGACAUUGAUAAUGGCGACGUGGUAUUAUAUUGCUAUGAACUGCAAUUGGAGCCAUUGGCCAGGCGCAAGGGGCUCGGUCGCUUCAUGAUGUCGGCUUUAGAAUCCAUGGCGCAACAAAAUCAGAUGCUGAAGGUCGUUUUGACUGUUUUCAAGCAUAAUCCGAUGGCAAUACAAUUUUUCUACGCUCUUGGAUAUAAAUUAGACAGUUCGAAUCCACCAGCCUCGGCGCACUUGGAUUACAUAAUCUUGAGUAAACAAAAUUUAUGCGGAUAAUGAAAAGUAACGCAUGUUCUUCAUAUUAUACAUCUCUUUCGGUUAGGAUUGCGUCU
Monomorium pharaonis (pharaoh ant) is the source of this 839-nucleotide messenger RNA. RefSeq names its product N-alpha-acetyltransferase 40 (gene Naa40). The record is from RefSeq and is a predicted model, not a curated record. Gene Ontology annotation, cellular component: nucleus. NCBI's taxonomy places the organism in Eukaryota, Metazoa, Arthropoda, Insecta, Hymenoptera, Formicidae. The transcript is spliced from 4 exons. Bases 25 to 783 code for a protein of 252 amino acids. Gene Ontology annotation, molecular function: histone H4 acetyltransferase activity; protein N-terminal-serine acetyltransferase activity; histone H2A acetyltransferase activity.